CUCUCACGCGUAACUCUCACGCGCUUCCACUUCCUUGUGCGCUCGCGCAGUCUCCGUCGCGCAUAUUCCAGCACGAGCGCACCGCCGACUCGAGCCCGUGCUACUUUUUCUUUUGUGAAAAAAACACAAAAAACGGCUUGUUCUUUCUGUCUGUAUGCGAGCUAUGCGGGUUUAGAUGGACCGAGUCUGGUAGCGCGUGCCUGCUCUAGGAGUCCGGCCGCGGCCGCGUGCGACUCCGGGUUGCGCUUUUGGAUGAGCGCGGCCGAGCCGGAGCGGCGCGCGCUUCACGAGGAUGCUGCGGGGAAAUGCCUGCGGGAAGGGAGGAUGAGAUGUGCGGGAAGGCGCUGGAGCUGCUCUCUGAGCUGUGCUCGCGUGGAGAGGUGCACAGCGACAAGUGCGCCGACUUCAUCUACUCCUUCCGCGAUCUGGGCAGACCGGACUACUCAGACUCCGAUGUGUCGGUGAGCCUGCUGUCGUUGAUGGUGACCUCAUGUGGCCUGGCUUUGUUUGGUGUCUCGCUCUUCGUGUCAUGGAAGUUGUUCUGGGUGCCAUGGCGCGACCGCUUCUGGCCCACCAGCCUGAAGGAGCAGCAAGGCGAGCAGCAGCCAGUACUGACCGAAGAGGAACUUUUGGAGCGCGAGUACAGCGCCGAUUUCUUCAAGGACACUUCUGUGGCCACGCUGGUGCCCGAGUCAGCCAUGAAGAUCAGCCACACGUCACCGGACAUCCAGCUGGAGGCACAGACCAAAGCCAAGGAGCACAACCACAUGCACAUUGCACGUGUGCAGAGACAGAUCACCGACCCCACUUCAUCCGUCCGACAUAACUCCAUUCGGAGGCAAAUGAACCUCUCGAGCCCUGAGUUCAGCCCGACUCAGUUCCAGAGACAGGAAUCCUUAUCCGGGCCGGGUCUGGGCCGGAUUAAGCCGGAGCUGUACAAGCAGCGUUCAGUGGAGGACACGGAUGACGGUAGGAGAGCGGACAGCUGUGGCCGUCUCCACUUUGUCCUUAAAUAUGACUGUGACCUGGAACAACUGAUUGUGAAGAUCCACAAGGCUGAGGAUCUGCCUGCCAAGGACUUUUCGGGAACGUCGGAUCCGUACGUGAAGAUCUAUCUACUGCCUGAGCGCAAGACCAAGCAUCAGACCAAAGUGCACCGCAAGACCCUCAACCCUGUGUUCGAUGAGGUCUUCUUAUUUCCUGUGGCGUACGGCGAGCUGCAUGCUCGCAAGCUGCACUUCAGCGUCUAUGAUUUUGACCGCUUCUCACGCCAUGAUCUCAUUGGCCAAGUAGUGUUGGACAACUUCUUGGAUUUGCCAGACUUCCCUGGGGAGACGAAACUCUGCAGAGAUAUUCUCUACGUCACUGCGGAUAACGUGGACUUGGGCGACCUGAUGUUUUCACUCUGCUAUCUUCCGACCGCGGGCCGACUGACCAUCACGAUCAUCAAAGCCAGGAACCUGAAAGCCAUGGACAUCACAGGAGCCUCAGACCCUUACGUGAAAGUCUCCCUCAUGUGUGAUGGACGGAGACUGAAAAAGCGAAAAACAUCUACCAAGAGGAACACUCUGAACCCUGUUUACAACGAAGCCAUAGUUUUCGAUGUCCCUCCUGAGAACAUAGACCAAAUAAGUCUGUUAAUAGCAGUGAUGGACUACGAUCGUGUCGGCCAUAACGAGAUCAUCGGUGUGUGUCGAGUGGGGAACAUGGCCGAGAGCCUGGGCCGAGAUCACUGGAACGAGAUGCUGACCUACCCACGCAAACCCAUCGCCCACUGGCACCCGCUCAUAGAGUGGAGCAGUGAGGGAAAUCCCGGAGGAAGCCAAGGCUCCUGCAACUCCCUCAAAACACCACCAUCACCCUGACACAUCCAUCUGAUCACAGCUCACAGCUUUGGAGAAAAAUGGUGGGAGAGUGAGACAUCUCAGCUAAAGGUCGCUCAGAAAGUGUGCACACACUUGAUAAGGUGGUGCACACACACACAAAAAAAAAAACAAAACACUGGACUUUUUCUCAUGGGGAAAGGGCGCGUGUCUGUUCUACUGCAUGUCAAAGUGACUGUGUGUGUAGGCUUCUGUUAAAAAAAAAAAAAAAUUCCUAACACGGUUACAGUUUUGUUUAAACUCUAUUUGAGAGGUAAGUAUUUUUGACAUGUUUUCUGUAUCUGUAUAACACAUUGUAAUAACUACUUGAUGUUUUUGAGUGCAGUGCAUGGCCUCUAUUUUGUGUAAUUUUGUUCUUAUGGUAUCAGAUUUUACAGUGUUAAAUCAUUCUGUAUGAAAAUACAUAAGAAGUACAAUAGCAAAGUUGCUGGUCGUGAUUACUGCGUAUGAGAAUGAACUCUUCGGACACAUAAGUAGGAAAAUAAAUCCCGAUAAUAUGAGUAUUAAUGAAAUUAUGACUAAUAAUUUGUGUAGCCAGAUAACCCAUAAACGCAGCCACAGCUGUACAAGUAACACUGUGUGUUUUGGCGCCAUUUUAUAUUUUCCCUAAUACCUGCGUAGUCACAACAAACCUUUACAUGGAGCUACAGUGUAACUACAAGGGAUUUAAGCGCUGGUUAUAGAUGUAAAUUACAGUAGAUCAUUUUAUGAAAAUACAUGUAUCCAUCGAUUUUGACAAUAUCUACACACUUGCUACACAGUAACUAUCCAAAAAAUGGUACCUUUUUAAUGUAAAUGCUGUAUAAUAUUUGUUAAAAAACCACAGAAAAAAUGCCAUGUUAUGUAAAUUUAUUUGUCAGUACAUACAAUGCAAUGAACCAGGAACUGGAUAGGUCUUAUAUAUUUGCAUACAUAUUUAAAUACUGCAAAAAUACAGACAGCUUGUAGUCUGACCUUUUAGUUGAACUGAAUUUGAUUUGUACAUAAUUGCAUAAUAUGUACUACUGUAUCUUUAAUCCAUCUAUAACACUGCUUAAAUCCUGAGAAAUUACCUUAUUUACCUCCUCUGAACUUAUGAACUACCCCUGGCUGUCCAAAUAAAAGAAUCACUAGUUGUCUUCAAAUGAAGACUAAAGACCUGAAGGGCCGAUGUGUCUGAUGACAGGAAAUAGAAAUAUCUUGCCAUGCUGUAUCUUCUUCUAGGUUUAUGUCCUUGUCCCCUGGCUUCUCCAAUAAAGCAACAAUGCAUACAGCCUUGGAAGAAGCAACAUACAAGCUUCAAACUUUGACAAGGGAAUGUCAGCAAUGUGCCAUAAUACCUUUUAUAAACAACACAAAAACUGUGCCAUCAUGUAACCACAGCUGCUGAUAUAUUACAGUGGCAGAACUGAAAUAUUUUAUUAAAGUUACAAAGAAUUAUUUGUGGGUGUCUAACGAAUGCCUUCCUUGUUUAAUUGCAUAUUACCGGAUACCAGCUUCAAUGGUGAGAAACAAGAUUAAACAACUAAUUGGUAUCAUGAUUUUUUUUGCCUUACAUAAUGAAAUGACAAAUUGUUUAUCACCACCAUCUGGCAUCCACCCAAAAUAUUCAGGAAUCCCACUUAUCAAUUUAAUUGUCCCGUUCACACUGUGAUUAUAUUUGGCAUAUCUCCUCACCAACCUGAAGACUAGUUGAUGUCCAUCUGUCCAGUUUUGGUGAGCCUGUGUCCACUAUAGGCUCAGAUUCAUAUUUUUCCCCCAUCUACCUCAAGGUUUAACAUUCUGACAUCAGUGUUGUGCAUUCUGAGAUGCUUUUCUGCUCACCAUGGUUGUAAAGAGUAGUUAUUUGAGUUACUGUAGCCUUCCUCUCAGCUCAAACCAGUCUGCCCAUUCUUCUCUGACCUCUCUCAUCAGCAAGGCAUUUCUACUCACAGAACUACUGGUCCCUGGAUGGUUUUUGUUUUUCGGAUUCUGUGUAAACUCUACAGGCCAUUGUGCAUGACAAUCCCAAGAGAUUUCUGAAAUACUCAAACCGGCCCAUCUGAUAUCAACAGCCAUGCCCCAAUCAAAGUCACUGAGAUCACAUUUUUCCCCAUUCUGAUGUUUGAUGUGAAUAUUAACUGAAGCUAUUGGCUUCAAGCAAA
Molecule: messenger RNA, 4006 nt
Organism: Pangasianodon hypophthalmus (striped catfish)
Lineage: Eukaryota; Metazoa; Chordata; Actinopteri; Siluriformes; Pangasiidae
Gene: syt9b
Product: synaptotagmin IXb
Exons: 7
Coding region: 306-1865 (519 amino acids)
Biological process (GO): cellular response to calcium ion; regulation of calcium ion-dependent exocytosis; calcium-ion regulated exocytosis
Cellular component (GO): dense core granule; membrane
Molecular function (GO): phosphatidylserine binding; calcium ion binding; clathrin binding
Source: RefSeq, a predicted model, not a curated record